GGAAUGAACCAAUGGCUCCACUGCACUCCUCGGGGGCCCCGUGUGUGUGCGUGUGUGUGUGCGUGCGGGAGAGUGCGUGUGUGUGUGUGUGUGUGCGGGAGAGAGUGUGUGAGCGAGCGCGUAUCUCCUCCAGUAGAAGAAAGAGAAAGAGUGGGAGAGGAACGGCGUGAGGAAGCAACUGAAGAAUCCUCCUCCUUUAAUCCGGUCCAAUCGUGCGCUUUUCGGAAACACAGGCGGUUCGGAGAAGCGCUGAACUCACGAGCCUUCAGCCCGGUCCGAUGGGAGGAGGAUCGAGCGCGUGAAACCUGUGUUUGUGUCGCGAGAGAGAGCGCGCACUGUGGAAUGCGAAUUGCACGCAAAGGAUUACUUGGGGUCGUUGCUCCUCCAUUCAUGCAAUAGGAGAAGAAGAAGAGAAAGAAAAAUAGGUGGUGCUGCUCCUGAUCAUCUGUAGUUGAUCGAUCCGGUUGAUCUGAUUGAUCUGCAGUGGACAUUUUAUUUGUAUUUUUUUUAUAGAAUGUGAAGAAAAGCCCACCCAUGCAUUUGAUGUGUUGCAUGGUCUGCAGGAAAGGAAUGCCAGCCAAUCUGCGUUGAAGCUGCCUUGUUGGGGCGCAUGCAUGCAUGGGGUGCACCACCAACACAACGACCACAUUCCACCACUUCUGGUAGAACCAGGAGAAGUGUUGGAGGCAAUCUCAUGUUGGGCUUCAACCAGAGGGCAUGUGUCCACAGCUGUAGACGUGCAGUGGAUGGAGAAAGACUUCAUUGCUUUCAAUGCUUGUACUGCCUUUGUUGGACGUGGACUUAAUUGAUUGAUUAAUUGAUUGAUCGAUUGAUUAAUUUAGAGAUCUAUGUGGGACAACAAAAAGGGCACAGGAGCGCGAGAGUGUGCAAGAGUGACCUGACCCUCCAAACCCAGAAUGAAUUAAAAAAGGGCAAAUAAGGCAAAGCAUAGAUAAAAAAAAGAACUACACCCAACAACACGCAACCAACCAACCCAAGGACAUUAAUGAUUAAUGAUUGAAAGAAGAUUGAUUGAUUGAUAGAUCUAUAUGUUUGACAAGCAGCACAGAAGCUUCUCCAGAAAUGCAAGAGUGACCUGACCCUCCUAGUUAAAAGACAAAGCGAAUGAAAGGCGCCCAACUCUCAACCCAAGCACUCUGCACCUUCACAGACCUGGAUGGACUUUAACAGACCUGGUUGGACCUUGAUAGACCUGCACCUUGAUAGAUGCGGGACUUGGACAAAAGAGGCACAGGCGUGACCUGAACCUCCAGACCUAGAGAGACAGGACAAGGUAAAACCAAACGAAUGAAACCCUCCCAGCCUGUCGUAUGUUGAGGACGAGACGCUCGGGUCUGGUCCGGCGACUCUGGAGAAGCCGUGUGAUCCCAGAAAGGGAAGGGGGCGAUGGGAGCAGCUGGAACGGGGAGGGGGUUCCAUCAGAACAACAGAGUGACAGCAACCCGGAGAAGAUCCCUAAAACAGAAUCUGCACCUUUGGCCUCUGAUUUGCUGGGGAACCACAUAGGGGGUGACCAUCUUUCGGGCAACCAUUCGGGCAACCUCUUGGGUAACCAGGCAUUGUCGACAGAAAGUGUUGGAGUCCCCAGGAUCCUUGGAGAACCCGAAAGUCGUGCCAUGUGCCUCCCAGAGCAGCAAAGUGUCCCCCUGUCCGAGGGAAGCGAAGGCAGGACAGUGAUGUGCUGUUUGUUCAGAGAUUUGCCUAAAGAUCUCAGGACUUCCAAGAGUGGCAAAGAUGGCCCUCAGUGCCACUAUGAAGGCAAGGGUGGCAGAGAAGUUUGCGGACUCGCUUCUGCAGAACUGAAAGCUCGCGCUCUGGUGGAGCAAGAGCUCAAGAGGUGCGCUUAUACGUUCCUCAAAAAGCUGAAGGAGAAACCUUUGGACAUGUUGCUGGAGGCGGUGGAAUCCAAAGGUGGGGUGCUGGGGGACUGUGUUAUGGUGUCUCCAGCUGAGCUGAGGAUUGGCAGCCAGGAGGUAUCUCCUCAGUAUCUGCUGUGUAGGCUUUUCCGCUGGCCAGACAUGCUGCCUUUAUCCCAGCUCAAGGCACUGUGCCACUGCCAGAGUUUUCGGACUCAGGACGGUCAAGCGGUCUGCUGCAACCCCUUUCACUACAGCCGACUGUGUGGACCAGACUCGCCCCCUCCACCCUACUCCCGGCUAUCUCCCACACCAGGACAGGAGUUUCUGGACCCUUCACAUCCAGCAUUGCCUUAUGCUGAGAUUGAGGCCACUCGUUCACCCAACAGCAGCACGACUGGGGGUCACUCAGAUGCCAGUAUGUCCCAGUCUUCGCUCACUCAAGCUCAGUGGUGUAACGUGGCGUACUGGGAACACCGAACCCGCGUGGGCCGGCUGUACCCGGUGUAUGACUCCUCCCUCAGCAUCUUCUAUGAUCUACCUCAGGGCACGGGCCUGUGCCUGGGCCUGCUCCCGCUGCCGGCUCGCUCCAGCUCCGUCCAGCGCGCCCGCGGCAAGAUCGGCCACGGCAUCCUCCUCAGCCGAGAGCCGGACGGCGUGUGGGCGUACAACCGCAGCCAGCACCCCGUCUUCGUCAACUCGCCCACGCUGGAUCCGCCGCACUGCCGCAGCCUCACGGUGCGCAGGGUGAUGCCCGGCUACUCCAUUAAGGUGUUUGACUACGAGAAGUCGUGCCAAAUCCGACACCCCGGCGAUUCGGCGUACCUGGAAGGACCGUACGACCCGAACAGCGUGCGGAUCAGCUUCGCCAAGGGCUGGGGGCCGUGCUACUCCAGACAAUUUAUCACUUCCUGUCCCUGCUGGCUGGAGAUUCUGCUCAACAACCACAGAUAGCACAGAUACAAACACAUACACACAUUCACAAAUACAGGGGUUGGACAAUGAAACUGAAACACCUGUCAUUUUAGUGUAGGAGGUGAAUUGGAGCAGCCUGGUGGUCAAUCUUCAUUAAUUGCACAUUGCAGCAGUAAGAGCGUGAUAAGUGUGAAGGUUCAAUUAGCAGGGUAAGAGCACAGUUCUGCUCUAAAUAUUGCAAUGCACACAACAUUAUGGGUGACACACCAGAGUUCAAAAGAGGACAAAUUGAUGGUGCACGUCUUUGUUGGUCAGCAAGUCUUUGUGAUGCAUCAAGAGCCACGUUAUCCAGGGUAAUGUCAGCAUACCACCAAGAAGGACGAACCACAUCCAACAGGAUUAACUGUGGACGCUGUAAGAGGAAGCUGUCUGAAAGGGAUGUUCGGGGGCUAACCCGGAUUGUAUCCAAAAAACAUAAAACCACGGCUGAUCAAAUCACGCAGAAUUCAAUGUGCACCUCAACUCUCCUGUUUCCACCAGAACUGUCCGUCACCACAAUAAAUUAUUAUGGUCUAAAACCAGGUGUUUUACUUUCAUUGUCCAACCCCUGUAUAUAUAUAUAUAUAUAUAAACACACACAAAAACUCAACAAAUGCCCGUAUUUCUCUGAAAUUCUCUCGGAUUCACACAGCCACAAAUAAAAAAAAACACAAUCCCAAAAUGUACUCUAUCUAGAUUUAAUAUAAAGUUUUAUAUAUGCAUAUUAUAUAAAAAAUACACUAUACUUGUAAAUAACUUGAGUCAUUUUUACAGUGUAAUUAUUUAUGUACGGUGCAAUGUGUAUGUGGACAUGAGGAAAAAAUGAAAAGAUGAUCAGGUAAUGCACUUUGGAUUCCGCCUCUUCGCACGGAAUCCCUCAAUGCCAUUUUUUGCUAAUGGAUGUACACUACAGUCAACCUGGUUUUGGUGUAUAGUUUUCAUAUACUAUCAAUAUCCAGAAAAAAAAAGUACCAUGGACACAUUGAUAAUAAAGUAUUCAUGACAUAA
This is a messenger RNA of Astyanax mexicanus (Mexican tetra), 3839 nucleotides long. RefSeq names its product SMAD family member 6a (gene smad6a). Gene Ontology annotation, biological process: anatomical structure morphogenesis; SMAD protein signal transduction; regulation of transcription by RNA polymerase II. Gene Ontology annotation, cellular component: heteromeric SMAD protein complex. NCBI's taxonomy places the organism in Eukaryota, Metazoa, Chordata, Actinopteri, Characiformes, Acestrorhamphidae. Bases 1332 to 2831 code for a protein of 499 amino acids. The record is from RefSeq and is a predicted model, not a curated record. Gene Ontology annotation, molecular function: I-SMAD binding; transcription regulator inhibitor activity. The transcript has 4 exons.